CUGGAGGCUGGAGCUGACAUGUCCGGUGGUCUCGCAGGCCUGCUGAGCCCCUCGGCGUGCUCUGGGGCGGAGACCCAUUGGAGUCAGAGGGCUCCAGAGAAGAUGGGCCAUUGUGCACACAGAGGUUGCCCAGCCAGGGAGCCCUGGCGCCGCCUGGACCCUGGGCUGCUGCAGUGGCUGCUGGAGGAGAAAGAGCGGGCGCUGGCAGUCCUCCAGGAGACGGUCAAGGUUCUGCAGAUGAAGGUGGCCAGGCUGGAGCACCUGGUGAAACUGAAGGACCAGCGGGUCGGAGCGCUCACGCAACAGGGGGACCAGCCCCCUGGCAGGGGUACCCCGGGGCCAGAAGGGCCCCUUCCCCUGUCCACCAGACUCCAACCUCGAGCCCACUUGGAACUCCCCUAGACUGGGUGUUUCUGGGUGUGGCCACACA
Messenger RNA from Capra hircus (goat), 430 nucleotides. RefSeq lists its product as uncharacterized. The transcript is spliced from 3 exons. Bases 19 to 402 code for a protein of 127 amino acids. Lineage: Eukaryota; Metazoa; Chordata; Mammalia; Artiodactyla; Bovidae. The record is from RefSeq and is a predicted model, not a curated record.